ACAAAAAUGGCUGCGCCCGUGGACUCCACGAGAGCUCCAGAAGACAAAGUGUAUUUUCCUGUAAAAUCUGGCGCAAGUUUAGUGAAGGCGCGUCCAGUAUUUUCUCACGAUAAUAGAACACUGUUUGCCUGCUCAGGAUGUGUAGUGAAAGUAUUUAGUAUAGAGAGUGGUCAAUGUGUGACAGAACUGACCGCUCACAAAGACUAUGUGACAGGCAUAGUCCUACAUCCAAGAAAUAAGCUACAGUUAAUUUCAUGCUCACUAGAUAAGACUUUGAAUAUUUGGGACUACAGUGAUGGAGUUCUGCUCAGGACGAUACCAAUCCAUUCCCCAGCUCAUGGACUGUACAGUGUUGAAGGACAGACAAAAGUUUACGCUCUUGUGCAGACUGCAAACACAUUGUUCGAAAUGGUCAGUAUAGAACUUGACAGACAGGCCAGAGAGGACAGACUGACCACUCUGAUGACCGGUUGUGCCCCUCACCACAGACAGAUGACCAUUGGACCGCAGGGGAAGUUCUGUGUGUCGGUUCUCAAACGGUCCAUGGAAGUAAAAGUGUUCAACUCUAUGAAAGUUGUAAAGCACAGACUAGAAGAAGGCUCGGAGUUCACAUGUGUGGCGUGUCACCCAGGGGGUAACUGUGUCGCCACGGGGUGUGCUGAUGGCAAGAUUCUGCUAUUGUUUCAUUACCUAGACGCUGAGAAGGCUGUCAAGUCCCAACUUCAUUGGCAUGCUCUGCCUGUGCUCGAUCUGUGCUUCACCGCAGAAGGGUCCUAUCUUCUAAGUGGCGGUCACGAGUGUGUUUUGGUCAAAUGGCAUCAAGAUUCCAACUACAAGGACUUUCUCCCCCGUUUAGGGGCCCCUAUCAACCAUGUGAUCUGUUCCCAGGACAACCAGUUGUAUGCAACAUGCCAUCUUGAGAAUGUGGUUCAAGUUAUCAGCAGCAAUUUCACAAUACAGCAAGUAUACCAGGGCCUGACACGGGCGUACAACAAUCCCAGAGGCUCAGCCCGCUCAUUUCCUGCUGGCAUGAUGUAUGAUGCACGUUCCGAGGCUCUUGUUAUGAACGGGAAACCGGGACAUCUACAGUUCUACUCCGUGCAUGAGGAUCGACAGCUAUAUAAUUUGGACAUUGUAUGCCAGAACUUCAUAUCCGCUGAGAACCUAGACAGGCCACUGGUAGUUACAGAAGUGACGUGUGCUGCCUUCCUUGACGACGGGAGUUGGCUAGCAACUGUGGAAUACUGGAAUGAUGGGGUUAUCACACCGGAGAUUACCCUCAAGUUCUGGCAGUUUGACCAAGAGAAACAGAGCUAUGUGUUGAAUACAACUGUGGAAUGGCCCCACUCCGAGACUAUUUGUACACUGAAAAUGCGUCCUAUCUCGCAAACCUCCUCUCACGACAAACGACACAUGGCAGUCACCACAAGUGCUGACGGGAAGUUCAAGAUCUGGGUCCUCGUUGAUGAUACAGAUAUUUAUAGGACCAACAAUAAAUGGAUGUGCGAGUCAGUAGGUUUCUACCGAGAUUUUGAGGCAGGAAGUGCAGAAUUCUCAGAUGACGGUUCCCUGCUUGCAGUGGUGUUUGAGUCCUGUAUCACACUGUGGGAACCAGAAACAAACUUGCUGAAACAUACGCUGAUCAAUAAUGUGUUCAGCGAUCCUGUCAGGGAGGUGCUAUUUGGUCGACAUGGUUGCAGUCAAUACCUCCUCAGCACCACAGAUAAAACUCUCACUGUGUGGAGCAUCAUCACUUGUUCUAUACUAUGGACUGUGGAUUUGAGCGUAGCUUGCCUGGCCCAGGAUCCGCUGUCUGACAUUAUAGCCAUCUUCACCACAGAGAGACAGCUAUUUGUGUUCCGGCCAAGCAAUCCAAGCCCGGUAUUCAGCCAUGUUGGUAUUACAGAAAGCGAAAUUGUCAGUGCAGCUUUUAUACCUCACAAGAAGAGUAUUUAUAGGGGAACAACUCUGUCUUGGCAAGACAAAUCUGAGUUGUAUUUCAUGAAUGCUGACCAGGAACUGUUGACUGUUUCAUUGAACGACAAUGACAGAUCUGUGAAAACCAAACAGGAUGUGGUAACCUUUGAGCAAAAUGUGCCAAAAUCUGCACUGAGCAUGUUACUCAGUCACCAUAGCAACAAAACAGGGUCAAAAGUCAGCCUGGAUCAGGUUACUAGGCAACCUAGCAACAAGUUCAUCAGAGAGAUAUUUAGCUCCGCUUGCCAUGUUCAGCCCUCGGUAUCUUCCCUCUGUCAGCCGUUUAUACGCUCCCUGAUGGUGAAGUCAAAAUCAAGCUGCUCACAGAACAUAAGUGAUGAUGAGGAUGAUGAUGAGGAUGAUAAACCUUUAUACCAUUCCCAGACUGUGUCUCAAGACUCUGGGCUUGACUCUGAUAUGGACAUGGAAAUACCUGAGAACCAUUCUGCUGAAUCUAAAAAUACAGACCAAUCAGAAGAUGACAUUGAAAUGGAAGUGAAAGCAAAGACUGAUAUUGACCCAGAUUCCUUGAAAUCGGGAAAAAAUAAAACUAAAGACAUUGAGAAGAAUAAAAAUGAAGUACGAGAGCAGAAAGAAAAUGAAAAUGAACUGGAAGCAAUAUUUGCUGCAGACUUUCUUUGGGUUGCGAAGAAAUUUAAGACAUGAAUGUUGACUUUCUUUCAAAAAUAAACUUAUAAAGAAAUAUGUAUAUCAUUGUCUUUUCUUGGCAACCAAUUAAUUUGUGUUCUUAAAACACCAGUUUUAGUGUCACCUGCAAAGCAUGGCAGACACACACAGAUCACUCUCCAGUGUAGUUGUCCCCUUUGUCACAAUCUUUUUCAUCAAUAACUUGGUCUGUAUAUUGGCCAAGGUCAGUUUUUUGGGGGUCAACAGGUGUAAGGCUAAGGUCCUUGUAAUGUUUAUUCGCAAAAUUAUUUGCAUUCCUGACUGGCCUAAUAUCAGUUUUCGUCAUUUACAUGGAAAUAAAUAAUAUUGAUGUCGCAAAUAUAAUGAGAUUAUGAGAAUAUAUAUUGGCUUGUGAUUCCCAUGAUUUAAAAAUAAGUGAUAUAGGCCAUUACUAUACUAGUAGUUACUCUGCUUGAUGAUAUUGACACACUAGUGUUGUCCAUACAUGUAAUUACCUCGAAAGUAAGUGGCAGCUAUACUAUCCAUAUAUCUUGCAUUUGGUAAAUAUAUAUAUAUUCAUAUAAGUGAAGCUGUAGUUGACAGCAAAUUAAAAAUUUAAUUAAAUUUUUUAUAUAAUUGUUUUACUGUCUUACUGCAUGAAUAAUCGGGGUAUGUUUAAGUUUUUAUCGAUUACAACUAUGUAAUUUAAAUGGACUUGUUCUUAGCAAAUCUUCUUUCGCAGUAAACUAACGUUUAUUUUUUAUAUCCGCUGAAGUGAGAGCAUAUAGAUAUGGCUUUAUCAGUGCGUCUGUCCAUAAAUCUUCAACUGAGAAAUAACAAUGCUCAAAUGUUCACAAUGAACUAAAACUGAGGACGAAUUUUCCAUCCAGGAUCCUUCAAGGUCAGGGUCACACUAAGAGAUCUUAGUUUGAACAGCUAUUUUCCCUGCCUGGUAAAUCAUUCCGCAACCAAUGAAAGGAUUAUGCAAGGGAACAAUUUUUAACCAUGUGCAAUGUGUAUGCUCCAGACAUGUUAUUUUAAGAUCAAGGCCACACUUGAGGGACAAAGGUCAGACAUAUGGUGGGCGAGCAGGUCUAGUGGAUAUAGUGUCUCAAAAUUUGAACCCAACCAGGGAUUUUUUCUUAUGGCCUCUCAAAAAGGACAAUAGUACUGGCUUCUACCAAGUGGAUUCAAGAGUGAUUCAGAUCAGCUUUCAGCUGACUUCACAAUCAAACUAAAACUCAUUGGUAUUAACUUAAGGUCAGACAGGCAUUUUUAUUUUCUUCUCUAUAGCGCUAUAACCAAUUUCAGGAUUUUAAAAUAACAUGGGCAAACCUUUUCACAUGUUCACCACAUCAAGCCAAUGUAAACGGUAUAUGUUUUGGCCACAAUAACUCAAGGGCACACCUUGGAAUUUAAUCGGAUGUCUUUUCUUUCAAGCUUGAACCAAUAAAAAGGUUUUUUAAAUAUCAUUUAAUUUACUUGAAGGUCUAACACAUUCAGUCAACGUACAAGCCACGUGUUCCAGUCAAGGCAGCACCUAGUUAUUGUAAUGACUCUGUCAUUAAACAUGUUACUCACCUGGACAUUUACUUGCCAUCUUUUUGUCGAACUAAUAUACAGUAAUGAGGUAUAUUUAAAGACUAUGAUAUGUUUUAUAAAUUUAUAAUUUAACGUUACACUUACCUUAGGUCAUGUCUGUUUAAAUUCCAUCCAAUCAUUUUAUUCCUGUUGCUAUGUACAUACAAGAGGAGUUCUCCACCCACCUUACAUAUACGUGUUGAAUGUAUUUGAACUGAUAAGUAUAACUGUUUCAUCAUCUUCUUAACUAGAUAAACAUUAUUUAUUCAUGGUUGUCCUAUAAUAAUCAUUUAUAUUUUUAGCCACUUCGUUACUGCUUGAUUUUAUGUCUUUAAUUUGUAUUUUUAAUAUUGUAAACAAACUGUCAUGGCUGCCGGACCGCCCGAUGGGUGCUGUGAGUACCGCCCUACCAGUCCAUCUGUUCUGUCAGAGCGGUCCUUCUGUGAUUGGUCUGCAUUUCACCCGUCCUCCGGUGAUUGGUCAGACAUUUCACCAGUCCGGCCGCCAUUGGUCAGUUUGGAUCAAGUGGGCAUCUCCUGUUCUCUAUAUAAAGAGCGUUCCUUUUGGGAUCGACAGUUCUGAGUUUUUAGCUUAGCUUGACUUUUGAUGUCGGGUAGCUGGUUAGGGUUAGGUUACACCCGUAUGUUUGAGCUUGACUUUUGACGUCAUAUAGCUGUGUUAGGUUUGAGAUCAGAUAGGUCUAGUAGUUUGACCUUACGUAAAUAAGUUGUUUUAACGAUAUAUACUAGUAGUUGAUUGUCACCAAAUAUAGAAAACGUGAGAGCCCAUGCAACUUAAACUGUUAUCUGAUGACUAUACAUGUGUUUGAUGUUCAUGAUUCGAAGAUAUAAGAAUACACUAUAAACCGUUAAAAGUUCAA
Molecule: messenger RNA, 5065 nt
Organism: Mya arenaria
Lineage: Eukaryota; Metazoa; Mollusca; Bivalvia; Myida; Myidae
Product: WD repeat-containing protein 75-like
Exons: 18
Coding region: 7-2643 (878 amino acids)
Biological process (GO): positive regulation of transcription by RNA polymerase I; positive regulation of rRNA processing
Cellular component (GO): nucleolus
Molecular function (GO): RNA binding; protein binding
Source: RefSeq, a predicted model, not a curated record